Papaver somniferum (opium poppy) is the source of this 3052-nucleotide messenger RNA. Its product is annotated as probable serine/threonine-protein kinase mps1. The transcript has 7 exons. Lineage: Eukaryota; Viridiplantae; Streptophyta; Magnoliopsida; Ranunculales; Papaveraceae. Gene Ontology annotation, biological process: protein localization to kinetochore; peptidyl-serine phosphorylation; mitotic spindle assembly checkpoint signaling. Gene Ontology annotation, cellular component: nucleus; spindle; kinetochore. The record is from RefSeq and is a predicted model, not a curated record. Bases 296 to 2833 code for a protein of 845 amino acids. Gene Ontology annotation, molecular function: protein serine/threonine kinase activity; protein serine/threonine/tyrosine kinase activity; ATP binding.
AUCGCUGAGCGGCAAAAAGAAGUCCCUUCUCUUCAAUUCAAAAAAUCAAUACUUUCAUCAAUUCUCUCUCUCUCCUAAAUGAGAUACACCCUAGUCCCUUCACAAACCCUCUUCCCCAAUCUACAAAAUUCCCCUCUUCUUCACAAAAAAAACCCCCACAAUCAGCUGAAUAUCAGUGAUUGAUGGAGAAAACUUCAGCAACGAAUAAACUCUGAUUACUAAAACAUCUUGUUUUUAUCAGUUGUUUAGUUUUGUUUUUAGGUAGGGGGUUCAGAAAUGCCUUUGAGAUCUGAUCAUGGAGAGGGAGGCUAACCUUCCAACAGCCCUAACUUCUUCUUCGCCAUCUAAAGAUAAUAAGAAUCUGGCUGAUACUCAUACUUCUCGCUCUUCCAUCACUUCUUCUUCCAAUAAUUCCCAGGAUUAUCUACGGGAUGUUCAGGCUGCUCUCAAGCGCCACAGACCUCUCUGUACAAUGCAGUCGAGUAGUAUUCAACCUAGACGUAUUUUUCUUCCACAGAGGCAAAAAUCAAGACCCAUUGAUUCUAUUGCUGGAUUUACAGAAGAGACCGACAAAUCACAAGACUUGGCAUCAUCAAGACAGUCUAAUACUGCAGCUGAGGAGUUAAUUCGUCAGCGAAAUUCUUAUGAAUCAUCGACUAACCCACCUCCCAUUACGGGGACAUUUACAAGUUCAGAUCCUAAUGAUAAUGUUGCUGAUAAUAACAAUAAUGUACCGCAGAACAUCUCAAUGUUUGAAUGUCAGAAUAAGAAGGUUCAGUUUUAUUUGGAUGAAAAGAGGGCCGAUGAGCGUAUUAUGGCCACUGAAAUGGACUACUUAUCGUCUCACAUGAGUUCUGUUGCAUUCACAGAAAUGGAUUACGAUGUGAAUAGUCAUGUCGAGAUGUCAGCAGAUCACAAUUACAAUACGAACGAGCAACAUUCGCAGAAGUUAGGAAUUCUCGAGAGGUCAACUAGUGGGAUUUCUUCGUUGUUAGCCAAGAGGAGCAUGCUGGUACAGGAUCAGCAACACCAAUUUGCGGAGUUUGUUGGGAAGAAUCCGAUUGUUCAAUCUUCAGUUGUCGAGUCAUCAUGUGCGACUACGACAUCUGUCCAUUCGAGAUCUGCACCCAUGCUUAGUUCUACAACAUACGAAGCUCAAUGCCGUGGUAACACUUCUCACAUGGAAAUCGAAAAUGUAGAUACAAACCCUCAAGCUAAAAAUCUUGGAUUUUCAGUGCACCCACCAUGUUCUACAUCUCAAUCUGCUAGUGCAGAGUUAGCUGACCAGCCAACCCAAGCAUCUAUCUCUGCUGUGGAAACUUCUUUAGUUCAUCAUAAUUCAAAGGGUCAGCCAGGCUGUGCGCUUGUGGGGACUGAUGGUUUGAAGGAUGGAGUUGAUGACCAUGCAAAGGGUUCUUCUAUUGUCCAUGAUAGUUCCAUUAAAGAGAAAGUGUCUUCUGCUGAUAUUACCGAUGUACAAUCACAAGCUCCUCAAACGAAAAGCUCAUAUUCAGAUGCUAGACCGGAGUCAUCUAAUCCUGAUAAGCCUUCUAAAUCCUUAAGUGGCAAAGGUUCAUCAGCUCCUCGCAAGAAAGGUUAUAAUCCAGAUGUGUUCUUUAAAGUUAAUGGGACGCUGUAUCAGAAGCUGGGGAAGAUUGGUAGUGGAGGAAGCAGUGAGGUUCACAAGGUCAUUACAUCAGAUUGUACCAUCUAUGCUCUAAAGAAGAUUAAGCUAAAAGGUCGUGAUUACUCUACUGCUUUUGGGUUUUGUCAGGAAAUCGAAUAUCUAAACAAGCUGAAAGGGAGGAAGAACAUUAUACAACUGAUUGAUUAUGAGAUGACUGAGUACAUCAUUAGAUGGUUAAUCAAAAUUGUGACUUUCAUACAAGUAACAGACAAGUCCAACUCAAGGAUAACAGAUAAGAUUUUGCUCAAGGAAGUAUUGAAUGGCGCCAUGAGUAUCAAGGAUGGGAAAAUCAAGGAUGAUGGAUAUGUAUACAUGGUACUAGAAUAUGGAGAGAUUGAUUUGGCUCAUAUGCUGUCCCACGAGUGGAAAGAAAUGGAGCGCUCCAACUUGAGUAUGGACGAAAAUUGGUUGCGGUUCUAUUGGAAGCAAAUACUUCAAGCUGUAAACACAAUACAUGAGGAGCGUAUUGUGCACUCUGAUUUGAAGCCAGCUAAUUUCCUCCUUGUCAGAGGCUCCUUGAAGCUGAUUGAUUUUGGGAUUGCGAAAGCUAUAAAUAAUGAUACGACUAACAUUCAGCGGGACUCACAGGCUGGUACAGUGAGCUACAUGUCUCCAGAAGCUUUCAUGUGCAAUGAAACUGAUUCUGAUGGAAAUGCUAUAAAGUGUGGUCGACCAUCAGAUAUCUGGUCCCUUGGCUGCAUCCUGUAUCAAAUGGUCUAUGGGAGAACACCAUUUGCCGAAUACAAGACUUUCUUUACAAAAUUCAAGGCGAUCACAGAUAGGAAUCAUGAAAUCCCCUAUGGACCAGUUUCAAAUCCAUUGUUAAUUGAUCUAAUGAAGAAAUGCCUUGCAUGGGAUCGCAAUGAAAGGUGGCGGAUACCUCAGUUGCUCCAACAUCCCUUCCUAGUCCCUCCAAUACCGACUUCUCACUUAUCUUGCCCCCAGCUAGACCCAAGACAUAAACUGCAGGAAGCAUCUAGGUUAUGUUCUCAGAUCCUAAAUGGUUGGACAGACACCAGUAAACCAUUGUCAUCACUGUUGAAUAUCUCUUCGGCAUCACAAGAGAAGCACUCUGAGUUGAUAUUGCAAUUUUUAAGACUUGGUCAGCAAAUCGAACACUUAAAUAUCGGGAAAGAUGUAGAAUAGAAGAUCCACCACUUCUGUAAACUCAACUAUUUUAGCUUGUAGUGCCCAUUUAUAUCCCAUCCCUCGUUUGUGCAGUUCUAUGAUCUCAUUAUGUGCAACUGUUGUUUUAUUUCGUCCACAGAUGAGAAAUUAGUGUAGAUUGUGUUGUUGUGAUACAUUUUACUGCAAGAUACAAACUGUUAUGUGUGUAGCUUUACAUAUGAUUUUUGAUAUUACUUA